UUUCACCAAUCGGCAGUAGGCCUAUAAUGAAUGUCUGCACUCAACUCAAAAGCUCAUCUCUUUUCAGUGCUGCGAGAGAUCCCAAGCAGUCUGGAUUCUGAAUAGGUUGACAAUUCUCUGGUUCUGUUUAGACGUUUGACGGGAAGCGUGAAGACAUAAUAAUAAUAUAACAACACGUUGACGUCUACACAUCGUGGCCAGACGUUAGCAUCUACGCUGUACACUAUUGCGGAAGAUACGGUAAAUUUAAUAUCGGAAUAGCCUUGCCUAGGCCUACAAGCUUCCUGUAACAAAGACGAACUAUGGCGAAUUCAAGGAUACGUCUACAUUAUUUGGAUGUGAGGGCUAAGGCUGAGAUCUCCCGCCUUAUCCUGGCGUAUGCAGGAAAAGAAUAUGAAGACAUCAGGUUCUCUCAAGAAGAAUGGCCGAAUUACAAGUUCAAGACUCCUCUGCAACAAUGUCCAAUGUUAGAGGUNGACGGCAGGUGGUUCCCCCAAGCCGCUGCUCACUUCACUUUCCUGGCCCGGGAGUUUGGUCUAUACGGGCAAACCAACAUGGACCAUCUUAUCAUCGACGUUGUCAUCAGUACGUUAGAGGAUGUGUACAAAGUCUCCGUCAAGAGCUGGUACAUGGAGCAUGGACAGGAGAGAGAUGAAAAGAUUCAGACGGCGCGUCGUGAAGAGACACCCAAGUAUUUGGCCUACUUGGAGCAGCUUCUAUCGGAAAAUGGCACAGGCUACUUUGUAGGAAAUAGUCUUACUUUAGCUGACAUAGCGGCCUUUGACGCUCGCACAGGAUUCCUGAAGAACUACCUGGUCUUUGAUGACAGAUACCCGCUGCUGGAGAAAAACUCGCAACUUGUUUUGGGCAAUGAGAAAAUCCGAGAAUACGUCAACAAAAGAAACCCAUCGGACGUCUGAAAUAAUUAAAGUCUGAAAGCACAUGCACAAAGAAAUAUGCAUGCACACACGCACGCACGCACCCAAGCACGCACGCUCACAGCACGAACUUGUUAGCAUUAUUGUAGUGGAUGUUAGCCUCAUCAGUAGACGUGUAAUACACUUCUGGUUUUAACAUUGUCUUGCAAGUUCGUAAGGCCCAUAGCCAGCUUGUUUUGUAAUUUUUAAAAAUAUUGUGAGAUGUGGAUAGUUCUAACUGGCUACCUUGUCUCUUCCCUCCCCUUUAAAA
Messenger RNA from Aplysia californica (California sea hare), 1188 nucleotides. Its product is annotated as glutathione S-transferase 3. Gene Ontology annotation, molecular function: glutathione transferase activity. The transcript has 4 exons. Gene Ontology annotation, biological process: glutathione metabolic process. NCBI's taxonomy places the organism in Eukaryota, Metazoa, Mollusca, Gastropoda, Aplysiida, Aplysiidae. The record is from RefSeq and is a predicted model, not a curated record. The coding region runs from base 303 to 920 and encodes 205 amino acids.